UGGUUUAUAGAUUAUUUUGAUCAUGUGAUUCCCCACAGUGUAAAUAGGUACAAUGUGUUUGAGAACAUAGCACGAGAGCGUUGCCAUAAAAAACUGUUACAUAAACUUAUCAUAAGUAUCCAGGAAGUUUACCAAAAACGAAAUAUCCGAUAGGCAUGCGCAGUGCAAAAUCACACCCCGUUUAUGGGUAUUUACUACUUUCGGUAUUGAAACACAGUUUACAGAUCUGACGUAUGUACUAUUACUAUGUUAUUUCAAAGGCGGAAGUAUUAUAGUAACUGGGUAUUUCCAUUCUCUUGUUUACAUUAUUUAAAGCAUGCCAGGUGUAAAUGAUUCAGUGACUUGAUACUGUAACAUGGAAACAGAUUACGAGAGAAAUUCGCCCGUCUCGAGGGCAGAUUCCCCGGAGACAGUAUUUAACAACGACUUUUCUGAUGUCGAGGAAGAAAAUGAAGUAGAAGAUGGUAUAAGAAAUGCAAUUAACGCUGAAGAUGAGCAUGAUGCUAUGUCUAAUGGUGAAACAGAUUCAAGUCAAAUAAAACUGAGACACGUUUCAUUAGAAGACGAAGUUGAAACGGAUGGUACAUAUCAUUCACUAAGUCUGUGUGAUGGGGCCAAGGUAAAUACAUUGCCAGGUCGAUCAGAAGAUCUGACAAAGUCAGAUACGAAUUGUAUGAAGGCUUCUAAGGAGACUGAUAUUGGAUUAAAGAUUAAACAAAGUGUACGUAGAAACGAUGCAUACGAAGACAGCCUUACUCAUGGAUGGGCAUUGCAUGAAGAGGAUUUAUUGUGUGUACCUCUAAUAUUAAACAAGACACGCGCUGCUGACGGACAGUCAAUGUCAGUAGGAAGAUACGCACCUGGGAAAAGGAAGAAAACCAGUGCAAUGCAAAUGCUGAAGAAACGAUCAGGAAAAGGAUCCUACCGAGUGAUAUAUACUUCACCACUGACUAAGAUUGCGAACAUUGCCAAGACACUAGGAUAUGACUUACCAACAUUUUUGGAAACUUCUGAAUUUAUGGGAGGACCGUCCUUACAACUACCGUGUAUGCAGUGUUAUGAGAAGUAUGGCGGGAAAGGUGGUGCCGGUUUGGACUCUAUGAUGGGUGCACUAAGUGGAGAGGGCAGCAGUAGCAACGGCAAAUGUUUGACAUGUGGAGGCCAGGUUCAAACGAUGGCAUCGUUUGGAAGGAUGAUACGUCAGAUGCGAGAUGUUAUAGAAAAGAAAGGUUUAGUUCCUCAUGAUGUGUACCCGGACGGUAAUUGCCUGUUUGCUGCAGUAGUUGAUCAACUACGUAUCCGUGGAGACUUCAGUUUCACAACACACACAUUGAGACAGUCAGCUGUGAAAUACCUCAAGGAAAAUCCAACCACAAAUGAUGGGACACCUUUAGAAAUGUUCCUCACAGACGAUGAAACCUGGGAGACAUACCUUUCCCGUAUGAGUGAUGAUGGUGAAUGGGGUGAUCACAUGAUUCUAGGAGCUCUGGCUAAUGUGAUUAACAUGCCUAUUGUUAUAUACGGAGGAACGACCGGCCAGAAUGAAACGAUCUUGUAUCCUAGAGCUCUGACAAAUGAAAACGGCCUUUCCGAGAAGGAUGAUCAAGUAUUAGAUGAUGACAUUGUUGUAUACCUAGGACAUGUUAGUGAAUCACAUUACCUGAGUCUUAGACCAAAACAUUGGAGACAAACUCUUCAGAAAGGUUUACAUCAAAGAAAAACGUCUGUGGAAUCAACAUCUGCAGAAAAAAGAUGGACAAAAUGCCCAGUGCUGCAUAUCGACUUUAUUCUGAGACAGGUAUUUCGGAUGGACUUAAUUAAACAUUCCGGGCCAGAGGCUCUAGACGUUCUAAUUCCAAGUCGUAUGGAAACACCUGAUUGUAACUUUGAAAUGUUUGGUUCACUAAUAUGUAAAAUGGUUCCAUGUAAAGUGAAACUUGACAGCUUUGGACCUGACAUAAGCAUGUAUUUUCCAUGUGUCAAAGAGGAAGAGAACAUUGAUGGCUUUUUACAAAAUUCCGCUUACUCCGUUUUCAACACCCCUUAUGAUACAAACAUUGUUUCAAAAACGACCUCUGCAAAGACAGCAGAUCUCAUUGCCGAUGACACAGCUGUUGUGGGGCAUUUAAAGCUUAUCCCGAAAAGUCCGAAAAUAUGGAAAGGGCAAACGAUUUCGCCGAAAGAAAACACCACAUACUUAAACGCGUUUGAAGUUGACUUCAGUUGGUCUGAGGAUUUGUUUCCUUCAAAGCUGUCAAAAGACUCCCCCGCCAUGUAUCUUAUGCUUGCUUUCAAAUGUUCUUGGCCAGAUUGUGCAAAACACUGGUCACAUCGUUACAGAGAAAGCGGUUUUCCAGAUGAACAUACAAUACAGACGGUUGUAAAAAGCGGAUGUCACGUCAUUCCGUUGACGCCAGAUUUCAGAAUGUCGGACAUUCUUGAUGAUCCUAUCCAUUUCAUGACAUCUGUAGAUGAUCAUACUUGGUGCUAUUCAUUCGCUGCUGCAGAAAAAGAGAUAUGUCGAUUCCUUUCAACAGAACAAAGACAGUCUUUUCUCGUCUUCAAGGCUUUGGUUGAUGUUACACUGAAAGACAUUCCACUUCCGCCUUCCGUUGUGAAGAGUAUUUUCUUUUACGCUUGUGAGAAUAUCGAGAAGCAAUACUGGAAGUCGAAACCCGGCGAAUGCCUACUAAUAAUUCUGAAGAAGUUUGCAGAAUGCUUAAAGAACCGCCAUGUUCAACAUUACUUCAUGCGGGAGAAGAACUUGCUUGAUUUCAUUCCCGAGAAGGCCAUUGACGAAUGUUUUGAGAGACUUAACAACGCAAGACUCCAACCCGUGGUAACUCUGUACUUCCUACUGGACCAACUCAACAUUAUGUCGUCGGAAAUAGGUUGCUUUGUGGAAGAAAUCAUUGAAAGCAUAAAAGUGGAUGCACAGACAACCACUGGAGUAAGCAUUGCAAGCGAGUCUUUGCUUCCAGCGUGUAUUGAAUUUAUGAAAGAUUUGAUAUUCCAAGAGGAUUUUCAAGCUGCUAUGUUGGUCUUCCAGGAUAUUUUAGAAGAAAGGGGAAACAGUUUAGAAACAAACGGAAUCGAUUUGAUGAAAAAAGAUAUGUGGGAUUUGCACAUAGGCUUUAAGUGGUGCUUUGCCUUGUAUGUGGAUAUAAAGCAGAAGACAACUUUAACAGCACAGGUCUGUGAGGGAUAUAGCACCGUUCAUAUAACGGAAGUUUUUGGUCCUAGCUGCAUUGUCGAGUUGCCUGAUACGCUGGUGCCCGAAUGCUUUAGUAUUGAUAGUGGCGAUUUACUGUUUGUCGAUACCACAUUAGAAAUAUUGUUACAAACUGUGAGCGGGAGAAUGUUUAUCAAGUGCAUGAAGUUUUACUUGAAGAGAUAUGGAGAAUUAGCAGGAGAUUCUCUCAUUAUACCGACAUCUUCAGUUACUGCGAGCAAUGCAGUGACUGGUAAAAAAACGAGCAUGAUGGUAGAAAUGGUUUCUAUGAUAACAUCAUCGGCUUCAUUACUUUAUGAAUUACAAAACAUAUAUGUGAGAUUGUUUAAUUUCUGUGAUAAGUCUAACAUGGUUGAAGAGUUUCGAGAAAUGAUGCCAUUGUAUUCAUUAAUCGCGAAAAGUUUGGGUACGCAAUUACCUUUGGCAAACCUUGCGUACAUGUGGGAAAGUCUCGGUGAAGGCAAAAAAGCAGAAACUAUACGCCGCAAAGCGGGUGUCGGACAGAGAAGUAGUACAUUCAAGAAAAUAGCCGGUUCACUUUUAACAAACCUUGAUCUGGACUAAAUAUGAUUGUCUGUUCCUAGCAUAGAAACAAACUUGCAAACUUUACAAAAAUACAGUAAGCCGAGAACAAAUAUAAACAAACACCAUGAAAACACAGAAGGAAUGGAGAAGCUUUAGUACACCUUUUACAAUCAGGGUUAGUAAAUGGGUCACAUUUGUCAAGGCAGUUUUAAAACUAAAGUGACGUAAAUAAUGAAAAGUAGAUUAAUAACCAUAUGCCUUGUUUCGUUCUAGAUCAAAUGCAGUAACUGUUCUUAUAAUGGGGAAGUUGGCAGUUAUUGCGGAGAACAGGUUUGCACUGGUACAGAAUCCAGGAACACUGGUUAGGUUAACUACCCGCCGUUACAUAACUGAAAUACUGUUGAAAAAGCGGCGUUAAACCCAAAACAAAGUUUAACAAACAAAUGAUACUGAAAGUGAAUUUUCUUAAAUGAUUAAUGCUUGGUAUGUACAGUUAUUUAAAGUUGUCUGUUUUGUUUUUACUGAAUUCUAUUUAGCCUUUAGCCUGCUGAUGGCAAGUAAUUUUUCCUUUUGCGACCAGUGCAGACCAAGAUCAUCCUGCACAUCUGUGUAGACUGAUCAUUGUCUGCACUGUUCGCUAUUCAGUUAUUAAAUUUUAAAUAAAAAGUGGUACUGCCCAAAUUGAAUGAUGGACCAGGCCAUUUUAGAAAUUUAGCAGGGUAAAUGUUAACAAGGAGGACACUGUAGGACACUGUAGUAAAACGUAAGAAAGAAUCAUGUAAUGUAUGUGUUAAUGUACAAGAAUUUUAUAUAAAUUUGAGAUAUGAAUCGAGAACUUUUGAGAAACAGAGUAAGACUUUGUGUUGUUAAAUAACAGAAAUUAAAGUACAAAAUUGUGA
Molecule: messenger RNA, 4656 nt
Organism: Mercenaria mercenaria
Lineage: Eukaryota; Metazoa; Mollusca; Bivalvia; Venerida; Veneridae
Exons: 8
Coding region: 356-3796 (1146 amino acids)
Source: RefSeq, a predicted model, not a curated record